CCAAAUUAUGUUCUUUCAGAUUUUCUAUGGGACUUGCGCAGCUCAGAGGGAGGAAAGCUCGUAUAUCUGAAGAUGAACCAAGGGCGUUUUGGAGAACUUGAUAUCCUCUGGCCCUUGCAAAAUUUCUGGAGACUCCCCGACCAAUUCGAUCCAAGCCACAACUGGUAACCAGUCCGCGACCUAGCGUAUACCCGCUUCACGGCCGACCUUAUGUCGGAUGUGCAUUUGUGGACAAAGUUCCGUUUUCCCGUGCACCAGGACUGCGGAGUAUAGAGAUAUAAGUUGACGAUGAUCCUUUAUCCGAUAAUUUCUACAUUAGGUCCCAGUAGAAGAUGGUGUAUCUCUCUUCCAUCGUGUCUUCUGUUUUACUCGCUGCGACCACUGUCGUUGGGCACUCGGGAUCUGCUCCUAUGAGCGUCGCCGAGGUUUCUCGUCGUACCGAGCCUCAGCGAUCUGCAACUCGCUCGCUUGGAGCAUGCCAGGACGUCCUGUCUCGUCGUAAUAAAGCGGAGAAGUCAUCUACGCGUCGUGCGGCUUUGGCAGACGAACUUCGAAGGAAGCGUGGACUUGCUACUCGGGCUCCGUACAAUCGCGAGCUCGCUCAUUUGUCGAGGGAGGCGGAUCUCACAAUUGAGUCUGCUUCCUUCGGCGGACUCUCUGUUGUCACCCCUGAGAUUGAACGAGGGAUGCUCUACGUUGCGGGGGAGUACGUCCGUUCGACCGUCUCAGAGGAUCAGCAGGGUAUUUAUACCUACGUUGAUCUGGAGGUAAUUGAUGUAUCGAACUGCUCGGCUCUCCCCAACAUGUACGUCGACUUCUGGCAUUGCAAUUCGACUGGUGUGUACGCAGGAGUUCUCGAGUCCGGCAAUGGCGAUUCCAGCGAUCUUUCCAACUUGGAUAAAACAUUCCUCCGUGGCAUCCAACGAACGAACGAAGAGGGACAUGCAUCCUUCGAGACCAUCUUUCCAGGUCACUAUUCUGGACGUGCGACCCAUUUCAACACGGUCAUCCACAGCAGCGGAACCUUAUUUGACAACGGCACUUUCACGGCACCCCGAGAGCACCUCAUUGGCCAAAUUUUCGUUGACCAGGACUUGAUCCUCAUCGUCGAGGCUACCUCUCCAUACAACACCAACACCAUCGAGAUUACAACCAAUUCUAUUGAUCAGAUGUUCGGUAUGAUACCGGGCCAUCCUGUUCUCGAGUACAUUUUACUUGGCGAUGACAUCUCGGAUGGUUUGCUACUAUGGGGCACCAUUGGUGUCAAUAUGAGCGCAAGCUACGAAAUUCCGCCGGCUGCCACUUUAACUGGAAAUGGAGGUGUCAUCUACGAUCCUAGUUCUGCUGGGCAAGGCAACACAACUAGUGACGGAGCUGCCAGUGGCAACUCCACUACCGGAGACGGGUCUGCCGACUCGACUUCCUCCAGUGGCAACAGCACCACUCUUCUUCAUGGGGACUUGUUUUGUACUUGCACGUCUUACACGGGUGAAGAACUGGUGUAAUAUCUUGCUCUUCUUUACAUGAUUUAAGAAUAUGU
Molecule: messenger RNA, 1540 nt
Organism: Guyanagaster necrorhizus
Lineage: Eukaryota; Fungi; Basidiomycota; Agaricomycetes; Agaricales; Physalacriaceae
Product: aromatic compound dioxygenase
Exons: 7
Coding region: 333-1505 (390 amino acids)
Molecular function (GO): iron ion binding; oxidoreductase activity, acting on single donors with incorporation of molecular oxygen, incorporation of two atoms of oxygen
Source: RefSeq, a predicted model, not a curated record